UUGAUUUUUGACGCGAUAACCUGAUGUAAGCAUGACAGUUCCUUUCAAGCGAGAAUUUUCAACGUGUUCGUCUGUAUGCAUUGUGUCUGCUAUUGUUAUGACGCACCACACUUGUUGAUAAAUAGCAGCGUCGACCCAAUUUGAUCCAGGUUCAAUUAUGGCACGAUUUAAUCUUAAUACGUCAUGGAUUUAAUGUUUAAAUUAUUGGUAAAAAUCGACUUUCUUUUUUGAAAAGAAAAAAAGAAAAGAUCAAGAUUAUUAAUAGAAUCGCUGCUUCCUUAACGGAAACUACGGAAACGACGGAGAGUUAUGGCAGCUAGAGGCAUUCACAGCUUGAGAUUUAAUCAGGAUCAAGGAUGCUUUACUUGUUGCAUGGAAUCUGGGCUGAGAAUUUACAACGUUGAACCACUGGUCGAGAAAGCACACUUCGAUAAUGAUUUGAUGGGAAGCAUCUCCAUGGCGGAGAUGCUCUGGAGGACGAACGUGAUCGCCGUUGUAGGCGGUGGAAACCGUGCUAAAUUCGCUGACAAUACUGUUUUGAUCUACGAUGAUCUAUCAAAGAAGUUUGUCAUGGAAGUCACUUUUACCAGUCUAAUCAAAGCAGUCAGAUUGCGAAGAGAUAAAAUGGUGGUUGCACUACAGCGAGAAAUUCAUGUCUUUUCGUUUCCUACGCCUAUUCGAAGGCUGCUGACGCUCGAAACUAGAGAUAAUCCGAUGGGUUUGAUGGAAAUUGCGACAUUUGCGACAGCACAGAGGCAGCUCUUGGCUUUUCCUGGCCACAAACUUGGUAGUGUACAAUUGGUGGAUCUCGCAGCCACUGAGGCUGGAAGUUCUAGCGCUCCUGUCACUCUCUCUGCACAUCAGGGUGCAUUGGCGUGUCUGGCAGUUAAUGGAAAUGGAACCAUGAUUGCUACUGCGUCGGUUCAAGGAACUUUGAUCAGAGUGUGGGACUCUGUACGCAGGAGUUUAUUAGUCGAAUUGAGGCGUGGUGCCGAUCCUGCUACGCUUUAUUGGUCAUAUAACUUUAGCAGAGAUUCAGAAUUUUUGUGUGUCUCGAGCGAUAAGGGGACAGUACAUAUAUUCGCUCUGAAGAAUACGAGCUUGAAUCGACGAUCCACUUUUUCCAACAUGGGUUUUCUUGGUAAUUACGUUGAGAGUCAAUGGGCAUUGGCUACUUUCACGGUACCUCCGGAGUGCGCGUGCGUUUGCGCGUUUGGCAUGCAUAAUUCUGUGAUAGCUGUAUGUAUGGACGGAACUUUUCACAAGUAUAUUUUCACUGCGGAAGGCAAUUGCAAUCGGCAAGCAUUUGACGUCUUUCUCGAUGUGUGUGAUGACGAUGAUUUUUAACAUAAGGCCUAUUACGCGGAUAAAUACAAGAUUAUUAUUGUUAUGAAACAGUACUUGCAACGAAAUUUCUCUAGUCGGUUUGCAAAUGAGAUUUCAUGUAUGUGAUAAUUGUACAGGUCAGGUAUAAUUGAGUAAACUGUAAAAAGCACAUAA
This is a messenger RNA of Nylanderia fulva, 1500 nucleotides long. The record is from RefSeq and is a predicted model, not a curated record. NCBI's taxonomy places the organism in Eukaryota, Metazoa, Arthropoda, Insecta, Hymenoptera, Formicidae.